Molecule: messenger RNA, 576 nt
Organism: Adineta steineri
Lineage: Eukaryota; Metazoa; Rotifera; Eurotatoria; Adinetida; Adinetidae
Source: the annotation of a GenBank genome assembly
AUGAAUAUGACUAAACCACCAUCAAUUCCAUCCAAACCCAUACCUCGUUUUUAUUUUAUUUUAUUAUUUUCGCUAAUUUUUGUAUUUAUUUAUUGGUUUCGUUCAUCUCGUUCAUCUUCAACAAAUGGUUUUGCUGAUGUAUCUCAAUUGCCAAAAUCAUCUUUAUUUACUUAUACGAAUAUUUCUUCACAAGUAUUUUAUAGUGAAACUCAAGGUAUACUCUAUCUACCACCAAAUGGUCAAAGUGCACAUUUUGUUUCAUUAAAAAGUAAAGCUGUACGAGGCAAUCAUCGUCAUAAAGACAAUGAAAAUAGUAUUUCGGGUGAAGUGAUUAUUUUAUUACAAGGUCAAUUUCAUUUUCGUAUUGGAGAUAGUGAUACUAAUCAAUAUGAAGAUCAUCAAUUUGAUGCAUGUAAAAUGGGAAUUAUUGCAUUUCAAUUCUCAGCUGAUAAAUGUCAUGCAUUAAAAAAUAUUGGUAAAAAUACAAAUUGGUUUGCAAGUUAUUAUUUAAAAUCAAAAGAAAUUACAAAACCUCCAGUUGAUAAAGAAGGUUGUAAGAAAAUGUUAUUAACUUAG